Recurvomyces mirabilis is the source of this 1044-nucleotide messenger RNA. It is a transcript of the gene GCN4, whose product is annotated as General control protein. Gene Ontology annotation, molecular function: DNA-binding transcription factor activity. Bases 1 to 1044 code for a protein of 347 amino acids. NCBI's taxonomy places the organism in Eukaryota, Fungi, Ascomycota, Dothideomycetes, Mycosphaerellales, Teratosphaeriaceae. The transcript has 3 exons. The record is from RefSeq and is a predicted model, not a curated record. Gene Ontology annotation, biological process: regulation of DNA-templated transcription.
AUGGCUUCCACCACCAACGUCAGCAGGGCACCCGCCUCAACCAGCAUUCACCGACUUCAGUCUCUUUUCAGCACCGCCCCCAGCACCGACCCAGGCACACCAGGCGACUCCCCCCUCGAGACAGGCGCAUACAUUGCGCAAGGCAACAACUACAACCACUCAGCUCAAACGAACUCCAACUACACCAUUCAGCGUAUCACCAACCGGCCCGCACGCCCACCUGUGCCACUGUUCCACUCCAACUCGACCGGCAGCUUAGCAUCCCAACCAGAUUUCCCACUGUUCGAUAACAACGACAUCACUAUGGGUGGCGGAGUAAAUGUUGCCUACGAAGGCACCUUCGGUGACCUUAGCGCAGGCAACAACAUGUUCACUGGCGCUGGCGGAUUCAACUUCGAUGACUAUGUCGAAGUCGGCAACCACGACACCAUGCCUGCGGCUGACUUCACGGCCAUCAACCAUGGCACCAUCUCGCCAAAGGAUGUGUUUAACGACUCUGUCCCACCAUCUACUACUUUCACAAACCUGACUACACCCCAGUCGGGGUUUCUGGACACGCCGGAUGAUGACUAUGAGACCUCUCCCCUCUUCACAGACAGCUUGGGCGUCGACAACAGCGCACAGUGGCCAUCGCUCUUCCCUGAGUAUGACCCUGCCGCUAUGGCUGGCGCACCACUCAUGACCCGUAACUCCUCGUCAACCUCAACCAACCAGAUCGUCGUCCACCCAGGCGGCGAAUCCUUCUCUCGCAAGCGCAGCUCGACUCAAGCCUCCCCGGUAUCUUUCUCUCCUGCCUUGAAGCACUCGGCUGUAGCUGGUGUUGCCGCGCGCAAGCGUGACAAGCCUCUACCACCGAUCAUGGCCAGCGAGGAUGACCCUGUCGCCUUGAAGCGUGCUCGUAACACUGCCGCCGCUCGUAAAUCGCGAGCGAAGAAAGUGCUUGAGCGUGAUGAUCUGGAGGCGGAGAUUGCGGACUUGCAAGCGCAGGUUGCUUUCUGGAAGGCUCAGGCUCUGGGUUCGGAUAACGUCACCGACUCCCAGUAG